AUGGCGGGAGGUGGUCGGAGAAGAAGUAGAUUACAUCUAAGCAAUAUCUACGCUUUCAAAUUCCGUAAAUCAAGAUUUGAAGAAGACCAUUCACAAAUCGGAGGACCAGGUUACUCUCGAGUCGUUUACUGUAACGAGCCAAACUCUCCGGCGGCUGAACGUCGUAACUACGCCGGAAACUAUGUCCGAUCAACGAAAUACACUCCGGCUUCGUUCAUACCGAAAUCACUCUUCGAACAGUUUCGUCGCGUCGCUAAUUUCUACUUCCUCGUCACCGGAAUCUUGUCGUUGACUGCUCUUUCUCCUUACGGUGCCGUUAGUGCUCUCUUACCUCUCGGCUUCGUCAUCGCCGUAAGUAUGGUUAAAGAAGGAAUCGAAGAUUGGGGUCGAAAAAAACAGGACAUAGAAGUGAAUAACCGGAAAGUGAAGGUACACGACUGA
Molecule: messenger RNA, 441 nt
Organism: Arabis nemorensis
Lineage: Eukaryota; Viridiplantae; Streptophyta; Magnoliopsida; Brassicales; Brassicaceae
Source: the annotation of a GenBank genome assembly